UGGCAGUAGUACUAGAUACUUGCUACCUUAAGUGCAUGGGAAUUUAUAGAUUCAUUCAGAGGCGACAUGGACAGGGUGAUUAUCCAAAUUUGACUGGUUUAGCGCACUUGAGGUAUUGUAUACCGAUCAAAGUUUGGCUGUAGGAAAGCUUCUUUGAUUCUUGUGUCUAUUCUCUUGGAUACUUGCAUCUCCCUUGAAUGUAAGGCGAAUAAAAACCUUGUUUUCAACAGUUGGGUAUUUAUUUCUCUGGAUCUAUAUUCUUACAUUUCUUACCCCUCUGUACAGUUAACAACUCUCUUACACGUUCUAUAGAUUAUCAAGUAAUUUCGUUAUAAAACUGAAGAUUAUUGGUUUCUUAAUUUUGAAAUGUCUUCUGUACUGUAAUAACUGUUGUACUUUUAGACUAUGCAACAGCUGAGGAGUAUUCGUGGAUUGAAAUCAUUAUCAUUUGGUUAUCUGGAAUAGCCGUAGUUCGGCAGACUAGUAUUUAUAUCGGGUGAUGAUUAAAGGUAAAAUGAAAAUUAUGACCACAGUCGGAUUCAAACCAUCAACCACUGAGUUUCCGGGCCGAUGCUCUACCAGCUCAGAUACGCUGUGACAUCCAACUGCUGAAUAGAUUUUUAUUUUACUUCAAUCACCAAGAGUUUUGUCCGACUACUAUGUGCAUUCGUUAUGCGUUACUACCGCUUGAUUUAGCAGGCGGUGCGAAUACUAUCAAGCGGUAGUAAGGCAUCACAAAUUCACAUAGUAAUUGAAGCGAAAUAUAAAAAGAGAUCUGGUCAGCAGUCGGACCUCGUAACUGAGUUGGUGGUCGCUUGUUCGAAUCCGUCUGGGGUUUGCGAAUUCUCAUUUUACCUUCAAUCAUCACCCUGUAUGAAUUAAAGUGAUGUCAACUUAUUCUGCAAAUUUUGUCAUUAAUUUCUGCUAUGGUAAGGAUAUCAGUCUAUAAAACUUACAGGGUUCGAACUACAGGUUCAGUAACCUCCUUCAUAUUAUACUUUCCAGAACUACAUUUUAGAACGAGGUGGUACCUUUUGUUCUAUUUAGAAAAUUGAGUAUCUCUGCUAGUAGUCGACUUUGAUCAUACUUUAACUGCAUUAAAUAUCCAUUUGCAUCCGUUUUUCUCUAUCUAUCAAAGUAUUAUUGUCAUGUUGCCUUUGUUUUGUUCUUUACCCAGCAUUCAUAGUCCAGUAUCUCUGUUGCCAAAAAUUUAUAUUCUACCACCAAAUGAACAGAUUCUAUUCUAUCGUUUACUUACCGAUGGUUUAUAUAAACGUGGUUUACUGUCUGAUCAAUUGAUGAAUACAGUGAAUAACUUAUUACCAUCAUUACCAAUAAAUUCACGUGUUUUAACCGAAUCACUAUCUGAUUACUCUUCAUCUAGUGAUAGUAUUGGCGGUGUCAGCAGUAUCACCACGCCAACAACAACGGCUACUGGUAAUACUUGA
Messenger RNA from Heterobilharzia americana, 1448 nucleotides. NCBI's taxonomy places the organism in Eukaryota, Metazoa, Platyhelminthes, Trematoda, Strigeidida, Schistosomatidae. The record is from the annotation of a GenBank genome assembly.